AUGGAGAUGGAACAAGAGAUGGAUGAAGAGAUGGAGCAGGAGCUGUUCGAAGAGGAUCAGUUUCAAGAGCCAGAGGAGUUUCCAGAGCCUAUGCAGUUUCCAGAGGCAGAGCCUCCACAAGAGGCAGAGUUUGGCCAAGGGCCGAGGGCCUCUCUAAGUUUGAGCAGCCAAGAGAAAAACCUUAUUGUACAGUUCCUUCAACAGCAAUGCCGUGCUGGAGCACUUCCACAUGGUUCACUCAUAGAAGCUGCAACAAAAUCCAGAGUGCAUCCAAGGACAGCCAGUCGCUUGUGGAGGAUAGCCGCUCAUCAAAUUGAACAAGGCCAACCUGUUGUCAUGAAAGGCGAAGCAUCAGGUUAUACUAAGAAAAAGGUAAAAAAACUUGCUAUUAAGAUGGAAGUUAGCAAGUCCACAGCUGGCAGAUGGGUGAAGGGAAAUAAAAUCAGACCACAUACAAAUGCCAUCAAGCCUGCACUCACUGAUGUGAACAAAAUUUCAAGAAUGAGAUGGAGUCUUAGUCAUAUUCAGCCAACCAUAUCUGAAGGAAAGCUUCUCUAUCAUGCAAUGCACAACAUUGUUCACAUUGAUGAGAAAUGGUUCUACAUGACAAAGACUUCAGACAGAUACUACCUGUUGCCGGAGGAGGAUGAGCCUUACAGGUCUUUCAGUAGGCCACUGUUUGGCAGUGAUGGGCAGCCCAUCUUUGAUGGUAAAAUAGGCAUAUUUCCAUUCACACAACAAGUGCCAGCCAAAAGGAAGUCAAAGAAUAGGCCAAGAGGGACACUAGAGACAAAGUCUAUCCAAUCAGUUAGCAAAGAAGCCAUGAGAGAAUGCCUUCUUAAUCAGGCAACUAAGCAUUCAAUCACAAUUCAUGCUCGGAUUAUACCAACAAUCAAGGCAAAGUGGUCAGCCAACGCAAACAAGGAGAUAUACAUCCAACAAGAUAAUGCCAAACCCCACUUGAAAUCCUCUGACUUACAAUUUGAGGCUAUUGCAAGUACAGAUGGUUUUAAAUUCCAUCUAGUUAGCCAACCAGCCAACUCCCCAGAUACAAAUGUACUAGACCUUGGCUUUUUUAGGGCCAUUCAGUCUCUGCAAGAUGACAAACUAGCCACCAAUAUAGAUGAAUUGUUGGCAAAUGUUUGGAGAUCUUUUGAGGAACUCACACCACAAACUCUGAACAAUGUUUUCCUAACAUUGCAAAGCUGUUUAACCAAGAUCCUAGAAGUCCAUGGGGGCAACAACUACAAAAUACCCCACUUGAACAAAGAUAGGUUGAGUAGGACAGUGGGGCUGCCUACCUCACUUGAGGUUGAAGAGAAUCUGAUUAGGGACAGCUUGGAGUAUCUUCUACUACCUCAUAAUGAUGUGGGUGGAUCAUAUGAAAUAGGACAUCUAAGUAAUGUGUUGGGGUAG
Molecule: messenger RNA, 1416 nt
Organism: Salvia splendens (bonfire salvia)
Lineage: Eukaryota; Viridiplantae; Streptophyta; Magnoliopsida; Lamiales; Lamiaceae
Exons: 4
Coding region: 1-1416 (471 amino acids)
Molecular function (GO): nucleic acid binding
Source: RefSeq, a predicted model, not a curated record